Globicephala melas (long-finned pilot whale) is the source of this 726-nucleotide messenger RNA. Its product is annotated as glutathione S-transferase theta-4. The record is from RefSeq and is a predicted model, not a curated record. Gene Ontology annotation, cellular component: cytoplasm. Gene Ontology annotation, biological process: glutathione metabolic process. Lineage: Eukaryota; Metazoa; Chordata; Mammalia; Artiodactyla; Delphinidae. Gene Ontology annotation, molecular function: glutathione transferase activity.
AUGGGCCUGGAGCUCUACCUGGACCUGCUGUCUGCAUCGUGCCGCGCUGUCUACAUCUUCGCCAGGAAGAACAGCAUCCCUUUCGACUUCCAGUUUGUGGAUCUGCUGAAAGGUCACCACCACAGCAAGGAGUACAUGGAGAUCAACCCCCUGAGGAAGCUGCCCAGUCUCAAAGAUGGAAAAUUUGUCUUAUCUGAAAGUGUGGCCAUCCUUUUCUACCUGUGCCGCAAGUACAGCGCGCCCUCGCACUGGUACCCGCCAGACCUGCACACGCGCGCCCGCGUGGACGAGUUCAUGGCCUGGCAGCACACAGCCCUUCAGCUGCCCAUGAACAAGAUACUCUGGAUCAAGCUGCUGAUCCCGAUGAUCACGGGUGAGGAAGUUCCAGCUGAGAAGACAGAGCAGGUGCUGGCAGAGGUGACUAACAACCUGAAGCUCUUCGAGGAAAAGUUUCUGCAGGAGAAGAUGUUCAUCACCGGGGACAACAUCUCCCUGGCCGACUUGGUAGCCCUGGUGGAGAUGAUGCAGCCCAUGGCGGGCAACCAUAACGUCUUCCUCAACAGCUCCAAGCUGGCCGAGUGGCGCAUGAGGGUGGAGCUGGCCAUCGGCUCCGACCUCUUCUGGGAGGCCCACGACCGGCUGGUGAAGUUGGCGGAAUGGGACUGCUCCACUCUGGAUCCGAUGGUCAAGGAGAGGAUCUGCGAUUUGCUGCAGAAGUUCACGUAG